Molecule: messenger RNA, 6187 nt
Organism: Ahaetulla prasina
Lineage: Eukaryota; Metazoa; Chordata; Lepidosauria; Squamata; Colubridae
Gene: CPT2
Product: carnitine palmitoyltransferase 2
Exons: 5
Coding region: 426-2108 (560 amino acids)
Biological process (GO): fatty acid beta-oxidation
Cellular component (GO): mitochondrion
Molecular function (GO): carnitine O-palmitoyltransferase activity
Source: RefSeq, a predicted model, not a curated record
AAGAACCAAACAACUUGCUGACAAUUUUGAGAAUGGCAUUGGUCGAGAAUUGCAUGAUCACUUGGUUGCAAAGGACAAAAAAAAUAAACAUACAAGUUAUAUUUCAGGCUGCUAAACUUUAUGGUUUGGGAAAAAAGAACAGUCAGGAUGAGAUAAAUAAAAGGAAACUUACUUCAGCAAAUGGAGGAAUACCAGAACAUAAAGGAGACAGCAAAAAUAAGACAAAAUAAAAAGAAGAACAGCAAGGAAGAGAACAUUUAUAGAAUUUAGAUUAGUGAACUUAAUUUACAGUCCUCAUAUUUAUGAAGAAAUCCCAGUCCUUUUAUGCCAAGUAUAGAAUUCAGUUACUUUAGUGGAUAGAUGGAAGCCAGGGAUUAGAAAGUGAAAUCUUUGCUGGGGAACUGAAACUUUUGGAGAGAGAAAAAAUGGAAAGAAAAGACACAGGAAAGAGCAGAAACAACAAGCAAAAAGGUCCCUGGUUCGACAUGUAUCUUCAGGCACGGGAACCCGUUAUUCUUAACUUCAAUCCAUUCAUGGCUUUCAGUCCUGACCCCAAACCUGAAUACAACAAUCAGCUUGUGAAAGCCACCAACAUGACUGUUGCUGCUUUACGUUUCUUGAAGACUCUUCGGGCAGGCAUCUUAGAACCAGAGGUGUUUCAUCUAAACCCGUCCAAGAGCGACACUCCAGCGUUCAAAAAGCUUAUUCGAUUUGUGCCUUCUUCUCUCUCAUGGUUUGGUGCCUACAUGGUGAAUGCCUACCCACUAGACAUGUCACAAUACUUCAGACUUUUCAAUUCCACACGGCUGCCUAAACCCAAGAAAGACGAGCUAUUUACAGAUGAGCAUGCCAGGCAUUUACUGGUGCUUAGAAAUGGCCACUUCUAUGUGUUUGACGUGAUAGACCAAAAUGGCAACAUAGUGAAACCAUCGGAAAUUCAAGCCCAUUUAAAAUUCAUCCUUUCGGACAAAGCUCCAGUUCCAGCAUUUCCUCUUCCUUAUCUAACUACUGAAAAUCGGGACACCUGGGCGACUCUGAGGCAGGAACUCCUUGACAAUGGCAACAGGGAGGCCUUAAGGAAAGUGGAUUCGGCUAUAUUCUGCCUGUGCCUUGAUGAUUUCCCAAUUAAAGAUGUCGACCAUUUGUCUCGUACUAUGCUCCAUGGCGACGGCACAAAUAGGUGGUACGACAAAUCGUUUAAUCUUAUUUUAGCGAAAGAUGGCUCUGCAGCAAUUCACUUUGAGCACGCUUGGGGAGAUGGUGUGGCUGUGCUUAGGUUCCAAAACGAAGUCUUUAAGCACAGCACAGAGACUCCUGACGUUACUCCUCAGUCUCUGCCGGCUACCUGUGAUUCGCACGGAGCUGUAGAGAAGCUGAAUUUCAAACUGAACGAUGCCUUAAAAGAAGGAAUCACCAUAGCCAAGCAAAAUUUUGAUGCCACUGUGAAAACACUGACGCUGAAGUCCUUCCGGUUUGAAAGAGGUGGCAAGGAAUUCAUAAAGACACAGAAACUGAGUCCUGAUGCCAUAGUCCAGCUUGCCUUCCAGAUGGCUUUUCUACAGCAAUAUGGACAGACAGUUGCCACCUAUGAAUCUUGUAGCACAGCAGCAUUCAAACACGGUCGCACCGAAACGAUCCGGCCUGCUUCGGUUUACACAAAGGCGUGCUCAGAGGCAGUAGUCAAGAGGCCGUCCAAGCACAAUACCACAGAGCUACGCCAGAUGAUCACAGAGUGCUCCACGUAUCAUGGUCAACUCACAAAGGAAGCUGCUAUGGGUCAGGGAUUUGAUCGUCACCUUUAUGCACUGCGACGUGAAGCAGAAUCCCAAGGAAUUUCUUUGCCAGAUUUUUACAAGGACCAAGCUUAUUCCCUGAUUAACCACAACAUUCUCUCCACAAGUACUUUGAGCAGCUCAGCGGUGUUCCUGGGUGGAUUUGGGCCGGUGGUGCCUGAUGGAUUUGGCAUAGGUUAUGGUAUACAAGAUAACUGGAUCGGGUGCAAUGUUUCUGCUUAUCCAGCUAGGAAUGCACCAGAAUUCCUGCAGUGUGUGCACAAGUCACUGGAUGAUAUUUUUGAUAUUUUAGAAGGGAAACAAAUUAGUAAUUAAGAUAGAUCAGAACUGGCUUUCUUAAAUGUGUGACAUAACAAACUUCCUUUGGCUCAAGGUUAAUGUUUUAGCUGGACUAUGACCUAUUUAUCCUUUUAAAAAUAACAGAUUAAGGUCUGGAGAAAAAGAAAGAAAGAAUGUAAAUAGGGUUAAAGAGCUGGCCCACUGGAUUUUUACAUUUGCCAUGACUAAGUUGUUACGCUGAUUUUAAUGCCUGUUCUCCAAAUGUGAUUAAGGCCAGCUCCAACUCAGGGAUUGUAAAUGGACUUCCAAUUGUAAAAAAAAAAAAAAGUCUUUAUUAUCUAUCAGCCAAUAGAAGCUCUUGCAGUAUAAGACUGUUUGAUACAUCACUGAGUAUUUUUUGCUAAUAUAUGUGUUUGAUUAAUUUUUAAAUAUACACAAACUAAUUAUAUCAAAUAUAGGAAUAAUGGUUGGGUGACAUUUAGAUAGCAACACCUCUUUUGCGAGAUCUUGUGUUAAAAGACAAUCCAAUAUUAUAGAUUUAUUUUUGUAAAAGGAAAGAAAUCUUGACUAGCAUGCUUGUUGGAGCAGAAAUGUUCACAUCCUUCCAGAGUUCUGCCUUGUGACACUCAAGUGAAACUUUUGGAAUCCUUACAACAAACAGCUAUAAGAAUAUUCAGUAAGGCAAGCAGCAAAUUUACCAAAGAAGAAGAAGAAAAAAAAAUCCUGAAUGUAAAAUGAAGGAUUUUUCUUCAUCUAGUCUCUUCCUUCACUAAAGAUGGAAGAAAAUGGCGAAAAAUACUCAAAGGGAAAAAUCUUGUAAAAAUGCCCAUUUUCUGUGUCUAGUACAGGGGUCUCUAACCUUGGCAACUUUAAGCCUGGUGGACUUCAAGUCCCAGAAUUCCCCAACCAGCUUUGCUAGCUGGGGGAUUCUGGGAGUUGAAGUCCACCAGGCUUAAAGUUGCCAAGGUUGGAGACCCCUGGUCUAGUAAACCAAAGUUAACAACUGCAGAGAAUGAUAGAAUUGUGUGAUUAGAAGUAAAACUCUAGCUGAGACAUUGGUCAGCAGGCAUGGUGUUCAUUGUAACUGAAAAUAUGAUACAGGAUGCACACUUGUGUAGAAAAAAAAAUCUCCCCCCAAAUAAAUGGGGUGGAAGUCAUGUAAAAUGACUACUGUCAAUGACUUCUUCAGCUUCAACCGCAAUAAUACACGGGCAAACAAUAGAUACAAAUUCAAAGUAAACCGCUCCAAACUCGAUUUCAGAAAAUAUGACUUCAACAAGAGUGGUCAAUGCCUGGAACUCACUACCUGACUCUGUUAUUACAUCCUCAAACCCCCAAAACUUUAACCUUAAACUGUCUACUGUGGACCUCAAUCCAUUCUUAAGAGGUCUGUAAGGGGGCAUGCAUAAGCGCAUCAGCGUGCCUACUGUCUCUUUCCUACUGUUCCCAUUUAUUCUUACUCAUUUAUUAUGUAUAUACUUAUACCUGUUUAUACUUACCGUAUUUUUCAGAGUAUAAGACACACUUUUUUCCCUCCUAAAAGAGGCUGAAAAUUUGGCUGUGUCUUAUACUUCAAAUGUAGUUUUUUCAAAGCUUUUUUUUAGCCCUAAUGAAUGAUCGAGUGAAGCGAUCUCUGUGCUAAGCUUUUUUCAGUGAAGCGAUCUCCGUGCUUUGCCUGCUCCCUCUGACUUUCAGCUGUGAAGCUUUUUUUCAGCCCUAACGAGGUGCUAGAGAGUGAAGUGAUCUCCGUGCUUUGCCUGCUUUUCUCAUUGCUUCUCCCUCCAAAGAUUGGUUGUGCUAUAGAAGCCGUUUUUGAUCCCCAAGCAGGGGAUAAAAAACAGCGAACUAAUGUGUUGAAGCUGGCCAGACUAAGGACGCUAGCAGAUGAAUACCUGGUAGCCAGAUUUUUUCCCCCCCUAGUUUCCUCCCCCAAAACUAAGCUGCGUCUUAUACUCCAAAAAAUACAGUAUAUGUUUAUAUGUUAUGUUCUUACUUAUACUUGUUUUCUCAUACAUGCUUGCCAAAUAAUAAAUAAAUAAAUAAAUAAAUAAUUAAAUUAAAUUAAAUUAAAUUAAAAUAAAAUAAAAUAAAAUAGCACACACAAGGAAAUAACAUAUAUCUGUAUCUGCUCUGAAAGCUUAAAGGAAGAUAAUGCAGGUAGUCCUUGAUUUACAACCACAUGGGGGCCAGGAUUUUCAUUGUUAAGCAAGGGCGUUGUUAAAUGAUUCACACCUGGUUUUACGUUUUUUGCCAUGGUUUAGUGAAUCAUGUGAUCAUUAAUUGAAGCCAGCUGGUAAGGUCGCAAAUGGUAAUCACGUGAUCUUAACAUGCUACAACCCUCAUAAAUACAUGCCAGUUGCCAACACCCAAAUUUUGAUCACAUGACUGAAGGGAAUGCUGUGAUGGUCGUAAGUGUGAGGACCAGUCAUAAGUCAUUUUUUUCCAGUGCUGUUGUAACUUUAAACGGUUACUACAUGAAUGGUUGUUAAGGACUACCUGAAAUACCAGUCUGAUUGAGCUUCCAGCUGAAAUGUAUCCUGAAAAUUUUCUGUUGAAUAAAUGUGACACAUUUUAUAUGUAUGUCAUGGAGAUUCUGCCAUCCAGGUCAUGGUUGUCCUAAAGGUGCUUUUCAAGAGGCAACUGGACUUUCUUGUUUUUUCUUUGAAGACAUUUCACUUCCAUUCACCAUCAUCCAAUCAGAGCUGAAGAAACUUCUUGAAUGAGAAAUGAAACGUCUUCAAAGAAAACCAAGUCCAGUUGCCUCUUGAAAAAGCACCUUCGGGACAUUUUAUGUUGAUAUACAUCUGUCUGUGUAUAUAUGUUUAUUAGAAGCUACAUACACACAAAAACCAAAAUAACUGAUAACUAAUGGUGGUGCCUAAGUAAAAUUUAUUGCCUAAAAAUAAUUAAAAAUAAGGUUCUUCAUUUAGAAAAUGCACAGAAACAUAAGAAUAUGGCUCAUAUAUUCCUUUACCUUCCGAAAGAAUCAAGACCUCCCCCAGCCCCCCGCUUUCACCUGGAACUAGUCAUAUUUUCCCAAGAGGAGAUGCUUAGGGUCCCCAUCAUACCAGAGGAUAGAUAUUAAGGAACAGCUUGAUUUCUGAGAUUUGGGACUGAUGCCCACUUUGUUGGCCUUAUGGAAGGCUUUUGAGAAUGAUCCUUUUCCAAGAAGCAUUCAGCCCUUUUGUUUCAUUAUUUGGUUGAUGCUUGGGCUGGUUUUAAAUUGGUACUUUUUUCUUAUUUUGUAAUUAGACAUUUUAUGAAGGGCUGAAGGGCCAUUGCGCUUUUUAGUUCUUGUUAACAGCCUUGCUUGUAUUAAGGACAAUAGGACAGAGGUGGGAUCAAGGGAAAAGGGUAAGAAGGAAAGGAAAAAAGGGAAUACCAUCAGCUGGGGAUGAGAAGUGAUAGCUUGAAGUGCUAAAAAACUAGACAAGCAGUUCUUCCCUAGCAGUAGCUUAUUUUCAGACUCUAGUUAAAAGCAUCUGCUCUUGGGUGCAGGGAUGUCUGCAUGCAUUGUAUUCAUGUGGAUUAUAAUGUUUUCAAUUGUCUUCAGCGUGGUUGUUCAGCAGUUAAGACACUGGGCUUGUGGAAUGGAAGCCCGCAACCCAGGUUCAAGACCUGAGUGCCAUGCAACAGGGUGAGUUCCUGUCUUCACCCAAGCUCCUGCCAACCUAGCAAUUCAAAAACAUGCGAAUGCAAGUAGAUAAAUAGGUACUACUUUGGUGGGAAGGUAACAGCACUCCUUGGCAUCAUGCUGGUCACAUGACUGCAGAAAUGUCUUUGGAUAGCACUGGCUCAAUGGCCUUGAAAUGGAGAUGAGCACCGCCUCCUAUAGUCGGCAAUGACUAGUGGAGGGAAAUCUGCAGGGAAUCCUUUAUCUCUCUUCAUUUAUAGUACAUUUAAGCGUCACCCCCAUCCUUACAAUUCAUCAUUAAAUAUACAAUAAAGUAUAUUUAACUUAGAAGCAUCCAACACAUUGUUUUAUUUCUAAGAUAUUCAGAAUAAUUUUGCUUUUUCUGAUAUAUUAAUGUAUACCGUCUGCAUCUGUUAAAAAUGCUACACUUAACAGUGCUAUAUGUAUACAUGUAUUCUGAAUAAAGCUCAUUGGAAUUGGA